Messenger RNA from Orbilia oligospora ATCC 24927, 369 nucleotides. RefSeq lists its product as uncharacterized. The record is from RefSeq and is a predicted model, not a curated record. NCBI's taxonomy places the organism in Eukaryota, Fungi, Ascomycota, Orbiliomycetes, Orbiliales, Orbiliaceae. The transcript has a single exon. Bases 1 to 369 code for a protein of 122 amino acids.
AUGGCGUCGACUGUAACUCUGCCGCAACAGCAAGCGUCUCAUUCACACCAAUUGCACCAGCAAGCCUCGAAUCCUCACCUUCAGAGACAGGAAUCCACUUCGUCACUUCAACAAUUAACAAUGCCAAUCGGCUCCCCUCCGGAUCACCUGCAGUAUUCCGCUCAACAGAACGGCCGGCCGGUAGACCACAGACGUCUAUCCAGCGGAAAUCAGCAUACCUUAAGCGGGCUUUCCGCACUUCAGAAUGGAGAAAUGAAUGGACUCCAGAUAAAUGGGGCAAAUGGCCAGAGCCAGCAGUUUGGCGGUCAAGUGCCACCCUUCGAUCCUGCUCGAAGCCCACCGAACAAAAGUACGAUAUCCCACCCAUAA